This is a messenger RNA of Neofelis nebulosa (Clouded leopard), 1114 nucleotides long. RefSeq names its product tetraspanin 4 (gene TSPAN4). Gene Ontology annotation, cellular component: membrane. NCBI's taxonomy places the organism in Eukaryota, Metazoa, Chordata, Mammalia, Carnivora, Felidae. The record is from RefSeq and is a predicted model, not a curated record. Bases 292 to 993 code for a protein of 233 amino acids. The transcript is spliced from 9 exons.
UCUCUGACUUCCGAGGAGAGGAGAGGCCACGGGGAGCAUCAUGGCUGCCCCACCUUAGCCUGUGUGCCCUCAACAUAGGUGUUCACGGAGGCCCCUUCGGGCGUUUGAUCCUGUCGUCUGUCUCUACUCUGCCUCGGCUCAGCCCUGACCAGGGGACACUGGGGAGCCUCAGAGGGCUCCCGCCCGCCUUGGCUGUAUUGACCGCAGGCCGACCUGCCGGCUCACUUUCAGGAGAAUCAAGCACCACCCGGCUUCUUCUCUGUGGCAAGCCCAGAGCUGAAGCGUUGCAGCAUGGCGCGCGGCUGCCUCCAGGGCGUCAAGUUCCUCAUGUUCGCCUUCAACCUGCUCUUCUGGCUGGGGGGCUGCGGCAUCCUCGGGGUUGGCAUCUGGCUGGCUGCCACGCAGGGGAACUUUGCUACCCUGUCCUCCUCCUUCCCGUCCCUGUCGGCUGCCAACCUGCUCAUCGUGACCGGCACCUUCGUCAUGGCCAUCGGCUUCGUGGGCUGCAUCGGGGCCAUCAAGGAGAACAAGUGCCUGCUGCUCACCUUCUUUGUGCUGCUGCUGCUGGUGUUCCUGCUGGAGGCCACCAUCACCAUCCUCUUCUUCGCCUACACUGACAAGAUCGACAGGUACGCCCAGCGAGACCUUAAGAAGGGUCUGCACCUGUAUGGCACCCCAGGAAACGUGGGCCUCACUAAUGCCUGGAGCAUCAUCCAGACCGAUUUCCGCUGCUGUGGGGUCUCCAACUACACCGACUGGUUCGAGGUCUAUAAUGCCACCCGUGUGCCCGACUCCUGCUGCCUGGAGUUCAGUGACAGCUGUGGACUCCACGCACCUGGCACCUGGUGGAAGGCGCCGUGUUACGAGACCGUGAAGAUGUGGCUCCAGGAGAACCUCCUGGCUGUGGGUAAUCUUCGGGCUGUGCACGGCACUGGUACAGAUCCUGGGUCUGACCUUCGCCAUGACCAUGUACUGCCAGGUGGUGAAGGCUGAUACCUACUGUGCGUAGGCUCCGCUCCUGCCACCCCCGCCCCCCACCCCGCUGCCGAAGGAUGUAGCCCACCUGCCUCUCCCUGCUGCAGGACUCAGCACCAUCCUGGGCACAGGGGAGGGG